UCUAAAAUCACUGCUUUCAUAAGGUUCAUGAGAGAUAAAGUAGAUUCGGAAAUCCUUAGUUUGUCUCAAAGACUGUUCAUCAUAUUUUAUGGAGUGUCCUUUAUUUUUGAACUUUCGAAGAUAAUCUUGAUGAGAUAUUUAUCAGUAAAUUUCUGAAAUAUCAAUCAAAAGUACAAGCAGAAUUGUUUUUGUUCAAGGUAAGCAAGCUCUAGUUGCAGAUAUUAAAAAUAAUUCAACCAGCUUUCCCCUUUUGCCAAUUUUAUAAGGUUUAGAGGCGUCUGAAUUUGUUUUAUUGAUAAAGAGCUGUAGUAUCCAUUGAAUUACUCCAACCAAAAAAACUAUUAUUCAAAUUUUGGCCCAAGAGUUGACAGUGCUCUAGCAAGAAACCCAGAUUCUUAAGUUAUAUAAAUAAUUUAAGUAAAACUUAUCUCUCUAGUUUUAUGUCUAAUAAAGGACCCUCAGCAUUUCUUCAAAGUAAGAAGAGAAAAUCCGCCCAAAUAUCUCCUCUCAAGGUUCUUUCGCAUUCUAAAAGUAAAGAAUUUGUCAGAAACCCUUUUCUCAAUCACCUAGUUCCGUUAUUACUUGUCGGGUUUAGUAAAUUUCACAAUUUUUCUAAAGUUCUGAAAACAUGUAUGCUUCGAAUAAAAUUCUUCAAAAUGUUGAAGAUGGUGGCCUUCGCUCUAAAAUUUGAGGAUCUCACAUCACAAAGCAGCUGAAUAAUAUCUAACAGAUAGGACAGGAGACACUAGAAACCAGCUUUAGAAGGCUAAGGCUGGACAAGUCUCAGCUCCUCCUAAACAAGGCUGUUGAGAUUUCAACUUAGUGAAUGACUUUUUGAUUAAAUAAGUCUUAAAUUUUCUGGAAUCUGACUCUUAUUUUGAGUCUGAAGAUGCUCUAUCCAUAGAAGUGGAUGGUAAAACAUAAAGGUAAAUAGUUUCAGAGCCCUACAGAUGAAGAAAAAUCUUUUCCUUACCUCUAAGAGGGUUAUUUCAAAGGUUGAUAGCAUGAGAAAAUCUUUCUUUAUGAUAGAACUUUUACUGGAAAUUUUGAGGGACAUAUCUCAUAUUUGCACCAGCACUUUAUUUAUCUUUGCUUUAAAAACUUUUGGCUGCAAAUUAAUAACAAAGAUAAGGAGAAGUUAUUGAACUUAGGAAAAUUUUUAUACAGAUUAUCCUCCAUCCAAUGUAUUUCUAUAAAUAAUUUUUCAUCCAUUUUCAGAUAGGAAACUUCAAGAUUUUAGAAUUUCUACAGUCUCUGCAAACUUGCUAAAUCUCUGUUUGAGCUUAUAGCCUCUAAGCAAGGGUUUAGCAAUAAGUCUUGCUGCUUUAGAGUAGGAAUUAUAAAAAUAUCAACUAUAAGUAAACUCUUUUAAACCCAUCUGCUUCUUUCACCUAAAUUUGAGAUCAAAUCAUUAUUUUCGGUGAAUCAAAAAUGGCAAAAUGAUUUCAUUCUCAAGGAUUUGCACUCGAAAGAUGCAACAGGCUCAGGUUUUAGAGCUCCUAUACUUUCAAGUAAGGAAUAUUAGUAGCCAAUAAUUUGUUGAGGGCCUUGUGAAAGCAGAUAGACAUGUCAGAUUUAAGUACUCACAACAAAUUUGUCUCAGCAAGUGCAUCAGGGAAGAAUAAAGAUGAAUUAUUGAAUUUUCUUGAUGUGUGAUUUCAUAAGAUAUCAGUGAUAAAAUUUAUUUUAAUUCAGUUUAAGAGUUAUCUUCUUCUAAUUUCAAGACCUUCUACUGUCUUCCAACAUUAAUUUCUACUCCUCCAUCAACCAAACUAUUG
Moneuplotes crassus is the source of this 1778-nucleotide messenger RNA. The record is from the annotation of a GenBank genome assembly. Lineage: Eukaryota; Ciliophora; Spirotrichea; Euplotida; Euplotidae.